CUUCCCAGUUUCAAACGAGGCUCUGGGCUAGUUCGUAUUUUGCGCAUUCUUCUGAGCUGUUUCAUGCGCGUUGCAUUGUUGUGUUUGUGUGCAUGUGUGUGUGUGUGUGUGUGCGUGCGUGCGCGCGACAGAGAGAGUGUGAGAGAGUGAGUGGAUUGUAGUAAUGUAAUUUUGUGCCAGCAUGCUUUUUCUUCAAUUAGAGUACAGAUUUGGCAUGAUUUGGUGCGACUUGGCACAGUAAUUUGAUGUUUUGUGGACUGAGACAUAAAUUUCUCGGGAGUUUGUGAGUGCUGACGAGGGUCAGAUGUUCAUUUGAGGGGAAAAGAAUGCACAGCCGACUGUCCUUGCAGGAGCUUUUACUGUCCGGAGUUCCCUGCUCGUCGUCUUCAUUCCCAUCCAGCUGCCGAAGCAGCGCGAGUGGAGAAAUUGGUCCCACUGAGACCAAAAUUGUGUAUGGUUCAACUUCGAUUGUUCAGUGCAGUAGGGUAUCUGCUUCUGCAGAGGGAGGGGUAGAUGUGCCUGUAAAUUGUCGCAAGCGGGAAGGUAAAGCUGCAUUGAUCACUGAUGAGGCGAAGAGACGGAAGGUGUUCAAGGACUCCUGGUUCCUGGUGGGGCGCCUCCUGCUCUGGAAUAGGACGGCGAGUUCACAUCCAACCAAUGGCUCGAAUUCGAUGGAUUGUCUAGCCUUCUGCGAUGGUGUGGCAGCUGUUUGCUGCACUGUUCAAACGCUUGAACUUGACCUACUAGGCCAGUAUGUGCAGGUCAAUUCCUGGACCUUUGUACCAGCGACUCGGCAGCCAGUUGAGACAUCGAAUGCGGAGGAUGGAUCUGCUGUUUCUCGAUUGAAACGGACAAAGUGUCACGAAAACGCCAAGGUACAAGAAUUUUGUGGGAAUGUGCAGGUUUUGCCUCAAACUUCGGAUUGCGGGGGUUGCCUCGAAAUCCAUAGUAUGAAACUAUUGGGUGAAUCUUCUGCACCGACGGCCCAGGUGUCCGAUUUUCCCUCUCUCUGUCUCAGUCCUGCCGCGGCAAGAACACGCAACCUCGUCUUAGAAAGUCCGUUGGAGAAGACCGCACCAAGCAAACCUCGUUUGAGGGUCCAGGGUUUCCUGCAUUGUAUCAGCCCACCAUUCAUAUUGCCUUCCAAAUCUUCCUUACAAAAUGCACCACUAAUUACAGAUGGGAGAACUUCAAUUGGACAAGGUCCACCGAGGUCUCUAUUUAAAGAUAAGAGCGAAUCAAGACUUCAUACACAUGGCCAGUGCAUGCCAGGGUUUUUGGUAGAGCUAUGUACUCAUUGUCUCGGCAGUAUGUGCCAGCCAACAUACAACAAUUUUCCCCAAGCUACUUGCAGUCAUCUUCUGGAUCGGGAGGUGGUUGACGCAAGGGAGGAUGGAAGUGUUGCCAUUUACUUCUCCGGUGCAGUUGCUUCUUGGCGUGCUGUAUUGGGUGGGAUGCUCGGAGAUUGUGUUGCCAUCAGUGGGUUGCGCAGAAAAACAAUCCGGUUGGGUCCUGACAACAAGGAGUUCUGUAUCCAUGUCGCAACACGGACAAGCUUAGUGUUCUGUAUUGGCUCUAAUCGUGGCGUACAGGGGGAAUUUAGAUUGUGCAACCACAUUAACAGUGGUCUUCAAUCUUAUGUGGGAAAGAUAACUAGUAUUCCAAUGCAAGACCAGCUCUUGGAACUAGAUAAUCGGGUGUGGCUUCUCCUGACCCACUAUAAACAUACACAAAUACACGGGCUCCAAGUGGGAGCUCUGGUAGCUGUAAGACAUGCUCACCGAAUGAUUCUCAGCAGCGUCUCAGAUAAAGUGUUGGUUCUGGGAGCUUGCUCACGAUCUCAUAUCUGGGUGAUUCUCCAUUCCAUUUCAAAUGCAAGGACACGGAUCCCUCAACCCUUGCAAAGUCGCUUGACUAAAUACAUUGGAAGCCUUCCCUUUGUCUCAGCUUUCUGGGCUCUACAGGUGAUCAUCAGUUUAACUUGCAAAUUGCAUGGAUUGUAUUCAGAUAAGGAGCUCCUCGGUUCAAAGAAGCAUGCCGGCCUUAUACGGAAAGUUCUACCAUCAAUGAUGGCCGCACCUGCCACUUUGCACCGAGAUGCUUUCAAGGAGUUUCUAUUGCACGAGCAAUUCUGUUCACUUGGAGAUACCUCCGCAUCAGCAUUACUGUCUAAGGUUCCACCACUGUCAAACUUUUGUGAGCAUGUGGAGACGUUGUGGGUUGAUACGAUCUUAUCCAGCUGGCAAGAAGAUGGUUUUAGCAACAAUAGUGACGCGAAGCCAAGUGGUCAGACAGCUAGGAUCUGCAAGCCGAUGGUUACAUUGAUCCCCUGCUAUAUCCGGAAUGUGCUCUCUAGUUCAAAACUGGGUGUUGUACUCGUAGGUUCUCUGAAGGUGUGUCAAUCAUCAGGGAAGCUUCAACUGAUUGAUGCAACAGGAGCUCUUGAUGCCGUUGUUCCAGACCUUGGGUCUCUUACAAACUUGCAUUGUUUUUACCAGAUUGCUGAAUAUACACUGAUCAUGGAAGGCGAUUAUAAACCUUCAGACUUAUCUCCAGAAGAGAAGGACAGCAAUUUAUUUUCACCACUUUCAUGGUCUAGGUUGCUGAAAGGCUCAGUAUUUAGGAAAAGGAUACCUCAAUCGAUUUCGUAUUAUGUGCAAUUCCAUCUACAUUAUGCAAACCGCUUACAAGGCCUAGCUUGGCCUUCAGAAGUUCAAAAUCACGUUACUCAAGCUGGUGUUGAUCUUCCCAGCAGAAGCCAUGUGAGGAAAGAUGUUUACAAAGGAAAAGAGUUCAACAUAGCACUCAUUACCCAUAAAUGCCCGGCUAGACUGAAGUUUUCUGCAGACCAGGUAAACCAAUGGGCGUUUGAUGCUGAAGCCGUGCUUCUUCCCUACAACCUUUUGAUUCAUCAAGAUAAUGACGCCUGCAGUGAUAUUCCCAAUUCGCCCUUACAAACUUUCGAUCUAAAUCUGAGUGGAGCGCACGGAGCGACGGAAAUUUCAAAUCAUGCAGAUGCACUUCAACUCCACAAACUUAAGGAAUUGGGAGACAAUACAACAUGUGCGCACGGUUCAUUUUUGCCUGUUUCGGGGUGUUUGAUAGAUUGUUAUGUGUGUUGUCUGGUUGAACAACAUCCCGGACCCAAGAAUUAUGGCAGUCAAUCCUUUUGUACGUUGCCAGCGUCGCUGGUGGCAAGGAUUUGUUCUGCAAGAACGUCUCUCUCAGGUUCAUACUGUGCGACUAAGGAAGAACAUUGGGCUAGACUGUCAGAGGCUAAACUGCAGAAAGUUGUGCUUGCAAUCAACUGGAAAUCACUUGAAAUUAGUCAGGUGUUGAAUACAGGGGAUUGGUGUCUGCUGUCCACCUCUCACGGCAACCUGCCACCAGUAAAUUCUUCACAAUUGAAUAAAGCGUUUAAGAGAGUGGAGAUUGACGCCAGUAACUCUCUCAUCGGUCUUAAUUGGAGAUAUACUACGGAUUGUCAAAUUGCAGACAUGAAAAACUUGCCGCAGAACGGUUCGUUCAGCAAGAGAAUGACUUCAACUUUCACUCCUCAUAAUGCCUCCGACUCAAAAUAUAUCGGUUCAACAGGAAAUGCUACUGAAAAUGAAGGAAGUACUUUGAAAGUCGAUAUGGGAAGAUGUUCUGGUUGUGAUAUUGAACCGAUGGAUGAAGACUCCAGGGGCUGUCAGUCCCAACUUGUUGAUAUGGUGCUGACCAUGUCCAACACCUUAGGGGACGAGUUCAGACACUGGUCAACUUCGCUCGAAAGCAAGCUGAUUCCGCAGAAUUUAAGCGUUAGUGAGGCUCUUCAGCUUGCUCCAUAUGUUGGAGAGGUAUGUGACACCCCAAAUGUUGGAUCAUCCGGUAUACACUCUUUGCAAGGGGAAAUGGUGUCCAUCCGAGGCGAACUUGUAGCAGUAAAGUGUUCGAACUGUCCUACUACAACGGUUGAUGGCGAACAUGAAGAGCCAAUAUUCUCGAGGCUCUCAGGUCGUUCACGGCGACAAAAGAUACUCUGUUAUCUCAAGGAUCUGCGCACCGAGCAACUGAUCGGAGUUCAGAUCAACUUCAACAGGUCUGCGAGACCUGUUGGAUUUGGGCCUGGUGCUGUGGUAUGCUUUCAAAGAAUUCUUUUACGAAGGGAUCGAAAAUUGCUCGUUGGUAUGCCGACUACAAACGUGGUUAUUGAAAGUGUGGAGAGAAGACGUCACCAAUUGUCGCAGAGGAGACAAUGGCUGAGGUCUGAGAGCUUGCUACGGCAAGAGCAAGAUGACUACGCAGAGAAUGCUGGUGAUGUGGAUUUUCUCAAUGACUUCAUUCGUGAAAUGGAACCCAAAAAGAAGCACCUGAGAGUUCAUUGCAAUAAUGUAACUGUGCAAGAACUUGAACUGGAUUGGCAAACAGAGAGAAUUUUCUCUGCAGAUACACUAUCUGUGGUGGACGAUAUGAUAGAGGAUAUUGCAGUCAAACGGGCCUGCUUCAUUAUAGAUGACGGAUCUGCAGUAGCUGAGUGUUGGGCCAGUGGAAAUGAGGCAGCUAUACUUCUUGGGUUGCAUGGAUCAGGAAGACAUAUGUCGCCUGUGUCUCCAUCUAUCAUCUCGUUAGCACAGAAUUUUUCCCUACAUGGUGAACAGCAACUCACUCCGAGAACAUCGUGGCCUCAAGUGCUCAGAUGUCUGGUGCGAAAACACAAAAAUAUUUUUUUUCAAGGAAAGACCUCACAAGAAGACGCAGAGACCAUUUCUUGGGUUGCCAAGGGUGCUAAUGGUGAUCUUGAAGAAAGCGAUGCUUUGGUUUUGAGAUUAUUCUUGGAACAAUCAUGUCAACUUGGUCCAAAAAUUGUGCAUUGUUCCACAAUGUCAAGUAAAGACAUGUCAAAGUACUGUGAGGAGUCUCGCUCGAGGCAAAGUCUCUCUUGUGCUUUAGAAAUGGUUAACCAAUUUAGUAAACCUUGGCAAAAGCUUGUGGCCACAAAGGUGGACGUGCUAAAUAUUUGGGUUGAGCUUCAACAUUUGGCCAGCUGUCUCGUUGUAUAAAGUAUAGGUUACGUAGAUGUUAGUUUUGUAAGGAAUUUUAUUCUUUUACAACAUUCCCAGCGAUGUUUGUAUUUUUCAUUUUCACAAAGUAGUCUGUGGCCAUUGAAUCGUAAUUUGGAAAGAUAUGAGAUACACUUUAUGUCAUUCUGACCAAAGAGUGUAUCCACUUUAUCAAUAAUUCAUGUUUCAAUGCUGUCUUUGCCAUCUUCAA
Messenger RNA from Physcomitrium patens, 5253 nucleotides. RefSeq lists its product as uncharacterized. Gene Ontology annotation, biological process: telomere maintenance via telomere lengthening; positive regulation of DNA replication. Gene Ontology annotation, cellular component: CST complex. Lineage: Eukaryota; Viridiplantae; Streptophyta; Bryopsida; Funariales; Funariaceae. Gene Ontology annotation, molecular function: single-stranded DNA binding; telomeric repeat DNA binding. The record is from RefSeq and is a predicted model, not a curated record.